Molecule: messenger RNA, 1581 nt
Organism: Oncorhynchus keta (chum salmon)
Lineage: Eukaryota; Metazoa; Chordata; Actinopteri; Salmoniformes; Salmonidae
Product: caskin-1-like
Exons: 3
Coding region: 1-513 (170 amino acids)
Source: RefSeq, a predicted model, not a curated record
AUGCCCAGCUCUCAAUUUGAAUCAAAGAAGAUUCCUCCCCCAGUCUCCCCCAAACCGGCUCCUCCCCCCACAGCCCCUAAACCAACCAAACACCUCCACUCUAUAACCACACCCACCUCCCCCCCCUACUCCUCCUCCUCCCCCAACCCCAACGCUAAACCCCCCACCCCUCCCGCCCAGAGUCCCCACACCCCACUCACUCCCCAGAGUCCCCACACCCCCCUCACACCCACCCCUCCACCUAUCAAACCCCCCCGCUCCUCCAUCGGGGGCGUGUCCGUGGACAUGGGAACAGUGGCGGCGGUCAGCGUGGUGAUGUCAGAGGCGGAAUCUGUGCAUCAGAAGCUGGAGGAGACGAGCGCGUCAUUGGCUGCUGCCUUAAAGGCUGUAGAGGACAAGAUACGAGAGGAACAAGAUUGGGUUGCAGAGGAGAAGACGACGGUCAGUAUCCUUGACGACAUCGGCAGCAUGUUUGACGACCUGGCCGACCAGCUUGACGCCAUGUUGGAGUAACCGUGACAACAGAUGGCCGUCCCCGUGUCAACGCAGCCUGCCUCAGGACUUCCUCCUUCCCUCCGCAGGCACAACGCUUCUCUCUCUCUCCAUCCUCCUCUGUCCACUAAAGGACAGAGGACCACUCCAUUACAGAGGAGAACUCUUGGCCGCUAGGCUGUCCUGUCACAGCUUAACAAGCAGUUACAGCCUCAUGUGAUGAAUUGUAGUUAUGGUAUGUGAUGUGUACAUUGUCAGCAUGAAGAGCGUUUAUAUUUACAGAAAACAGGCUCCUCUCUGAGAGAGAGUCAUGCAUUGGUUCAGUCAUAUUAUAAAUAUAUAUAUAUAUAAUAUAUAGAUAUACGAUUUGGUCUUCUCUGUUGAAUGGUUAUGCUGUUGUCAUGUUUAUGAAUCGCUGGAAUUUUAAUGUGACCAAAAUGUAACUCUGCUCCUGAAGUGUGUGUUCUGGAAUUGUGAGUGUUCUGGAAUUGUGAGUGUUCUGGAAUCGUCACUGUUCUGGAAUCGUCACUGUUCUGGAAUCGUCACUGUUCUGGACGGAGAGGAGGAGAUGACAGCUGGUUGGAUGUAAAGGGCUUCGGAAUGGCAGAACUUCCUGUACAAGCCCCGCCUCCAGAGGCCAGAUUCCGAUGUUAUUCUCUCCUCCUUCCAUAACAUACCCCUCCCUCCCUGUUAUUAACACAGCACAGUGUUGAGUCUGGGGUUAGGGCUCUGGUGGGGGGGGGGUCAAGGGUUCUAGAGGAUCAGUACCAUGUUAACCUCUACUGCACAAUAGAGAAAGUAUAGUUUAAGUUUACUUAGCGUGGUUACGGGCUGAUUGAACUGGAACGAAGGGCUCUGUUCAGCCUGGAGAGAUGAAGUGGUACAGAUGGCGGAAUAAGAGGUCCCCUUUGACACGACAUAUACAGCGUCUCGGCAACGUCUCUCUCUCCCCUCACUAUUCUCUCUCUCCCCCCUCACUAUUCUCUCUCUCUCCCCUCACUAUUCUCUCUCUCCCCCCUCACUAUUCUCUCUCUCUCUCCCCCCUCACUAUUCUCUCUCUCCCCCUCACUAUUCUCUCUCUCUCUCUCU